AUGGCCACGUCCGCUGAUCGCUCGGCCGCAUUGCGAACUCGCAGCAAGCGUGGUGACAAGGUAGGUGUAGGUGAUGGAAUGGGCCAGUCGGAUACAAAAAAAGCGUUAGGGGUGUAG
Messenger RNA from Peronospora matthiolae, 117 nucleotides. The record is from the annotation of a GenBank genome assembly. Lineage: Eukaryota; Oomycota; Peronosporomycetes; Peronosporales; Peronosporaceae.